AUGUCUGCAGUCCACGUUUCCAAUAUUUCGUCUUCCACAAGUGAGAAGGAGGUGCGGGACUUCUUCAGCUUCUGUGGAAAAAUUACUUCCCUCUCACUCACUCCAUCCUCUGGUGAUAAGGAUGCCCCGCAAUCUGCAACAGGCUCCUCAUCUGUCCACGUCACUUCAGCACGCUCCAUCGACGAAAUCGCAGGGGACAAGGCCGCCGAUGCAUCAGAAGCCAAAGACGAGAACAACAAUACCUUGGAGCAAGAGGACAAGCCUCGCUCCAGAAUCUUUGCCGAAUAUCUUGCCCAGGGCUACGUUAUCAGCGACAACGCUAUUCAAAAGGCCAUUGAGAUCGAUAAAAAGCACGGCGUGUCGAGCCGCUUCCAGGCUGCGUUGGCCAACUUUGACAAGAGGUACCACGCCACUGAUAAGGCCAAGGGUAUUGAUGAGAGCUACAAGAUUUCUGAGAAGGCAGAGCGUGGAUGGAAAGGACUCAGUUCGUACUUUGAGAAAGCUCUUGAUACGCCAACGGGUCGCAAGAUUAGGGAUUUCUACCUGAAUAGCGAUAAGCAGGUGCGGGAUAUUCAUAAUGAGGCUCGGCACCUAGCGGAUAUGAAGCGGGAGAAAUCGCCAACUGGCGAAGGUGGAGAACAUUCCACUUCAGCUGGAGGUGAAUCUGCUACUACUGCAUCUGUCCCGGCUGCUACUGAGUCCAAGACUUAA
Molecule: messenger RNA, 711 nt
Organism: Uncinocarpus reesii 1704
Lineage: Eukaryota; Fungi; Ascomycota; Eurotiomycetes; Onygenales; Onygenaceae
Exons: 3
Coding region: 1-711 (236 amino acids)
Molecular function (GO): nucleic acid binding
Source: RefSeq, a predicted model, not a curated record